UUGAGUGAAUCCGUGUUUGAAAACAACCUCUGGGCUUGUGCUCCUCAUUGAAGUCUACAUCGGUGGAUAUGGCUGGUAAAAGUCUCUUUCGUGAUGAUGUUCCAGAAGUCGUGAUCAAGAGCAUUUUCAGAAAAUACGACUUGGAUAACAGUGGAUGCUUAGAGAAAACCGAGAUUUUAGCGAUGUUGCGAGACAUGGGAUUGGACGAGAAGCAGGCAGAAGUUUGUUUUUUGCUUGUCGAUAAAGACGGAAAUAUGAAAGUCUCUCUUACAGAGUUUUUACUGUGGUUUCGUGCCGGCGAAGGUUUCAAUGUGAUCGACGACCGAAACCGAUACGCUUACGUCCGAAGAGUUGCCGACGAAUUUCUAAAGUACGAUAGAGACGCGAGUGGAGUGAUCGACAGGAGAGAGUUUCGAGCUUUGUUGGCUUCUGGAAGCAAGGAAUGGAACCUAUGCAGCGAGGAGCAGAUCGCCAUCGCUCUCAAAAGUGUGGACAAAGAUGGCAAUGGAACUGUCUCCUUCUCCGAAUUUUUGGCUUGGAUAGACAAGGCAAACGCAAAUAAAUGCAGAAAAUAAUUGUUGUGAUCUGCAAACAAAAACAGCUUCUUGAUAUUUCUUCUUAAAACUUUUUAAAAAGCGUAAUUGAAAAUCACUUUUCGGUUUAACCUUCCACGUACAGGAAGUUUGAUAAUGCUUUAAGUUGAUAUUACGUUAUCAUGACACAUUUUCAUAAUAUUUCUCGGAAGAGUUUAUAUGGAUUCAGAGGUUCCCCAUGUCACAAGUUUAGAAAGUUUCACAUUUAUGCUGAUCAAAACUUUUGCCAAUUUACCGUGAGAAAAAUCACUGCAAAAGCAAACUUUUUCAGAAAUCUAAUCCUAGCUAAAUUGGGCGAAUGUAAAUACAUAUUUAAAAAAAAGUUCUUUUGCUCCAGGGAGAAAGCAGGUUUCAGGUGUUGUUUUAGAGAGUUUUCCUCUAAAAUCAUCAUACUUUUAGUUUUAAUAUCUUUCUGAUAUCUACAAACUAUUUGUAAGUAAAGUCAUUUACAA
Messenger RNA from Pocillopora verrucosa, 1045 nucleotides. RefSeq lists its product as uncharacterized. Lineage: Eukaryota; Metazoa; Cnidaria; Anthozoa; Scleractinia; Pocilloporidae. Gene Ontology annotation, molecular function: calcium ion binding. The record is from RefSeq and is a predicted model, not a curated record.